GUGGACCGGGAGGCUCGAGUAUUACUCCUGCGCCGCCUGCCCACGGGGGGCUCCACCACCCUCACCUCGGCCUCACUAGCCCGCCAACCCAACUCGGCGGCUCCUCCGCGAGCCUGCCGGGAACUCGCGCCCCUCGCGCUCCCCGGCCCCCGAGGGGGCCGCCUCGGGCCAUGGUGCCCUCCCAGGAGGAGCCCGCCGCCGCGCGGGGGACGAGCGAGGCGCAGCCGCCCGGCCCCGCACCCCCAGGGGCCGCUCCGCUGCCCGGCCCGGGACCCUUGGAUGGCCCGGAGGCGGCGGGGCCCGAGAAGGUGGAGGUAGAGCUGGCGGGGCCGGCGGGGCCGGCGGGCGCUGAGCCCCUUGAGCCCCCUGAGGGCGGCUGGGGUUGGCUGGUGAUGCUGGCGGCCAUGUGGUGCAACGGGUCGGUAUUCGGCAUCCAGAACGCCUGCGGGGUGCUCUUCGUGUCCAUGCUGAAGACCUUCGGGUCCAAGGACGAUGACAAGAUGGUCUUCAAGACAGCAUGGGUAAGUUCUCUCUCCAUGGGGAUGAUUUUCUUCUGCUGCCCAAUCGUCAGCGUCUUCACAGACGUGUUUGGUUGUCGGAGAACAGCUGUCGUGGGUGCUGCUGUUGGAUUUGUUGGACUCGUGUCAAGUUCUUUUGUAAGCUCCAUCGAGCCUCUGUACCUGACCUAUGGAAUCAUAUUUGCCUGUGGCUGCUCCUUUGCCUACCAGCCUUCAUUGGUCAUUUUGGGACACUAUUUCAAGAAGCGCCUUGGACUGGUGAAUGGCAUUGUCACCGCUGGCAGCAGUAUCUUCACAAUUUUGCUGCCUUUCCUUUUAAGGGUACUGACUGACAGCGUGGGCCUCUUUUAUACCCUGAGGGUCCUCUGCAUCUUCAUGUUUGUUCUCUUUCUGGCUGGCUUUACUUACCGACCUCUUGCUUCCAGUGCCAAAGAUAAAGACAGUGGAACCAAAGGAGGCAACAGAUUCUCCCUCUUUUCCAGGAGAAAGUUCAGUCCUCCAAAAAAAAUUUUCAAUUUUGCCAUCUUCAAGGUGACAGCAUAUGCAGUGUGGGCAGUUGGAAUACCACUUGCACUUUUUGGAUACUUCGUGCCUUAUGUUCACUUGAUGAAACAUGUGAAUGAAAGGUUUCAAGAUGAGAAAAAUAAAGAGGUGGUUCUCAUGUGCAUUGGCGUCACUUCAGGAGUUGGACGGCUGCUCUUUGGCCGGAUCGCAGAUUAUGUGCCUGGUGUGAAGAAAGUUUAUCUACAGGUCCUGUCCUUUUUCUUCAUUGGUCUGAUGUCCAUGAUGAUUCCCCUGUGCAGCGUCUUUGGGGCCCUCAUUGCUGUCUGUCUCAUCAUGGGUCUCUUCGAUGGAUGCUUCAUUUCCAUUAUGGCCCCCAUUGCCUUUGAGUUAGUUGGUGCCCAGGAUGUCUCACAAGCAAUUGGAUUUCUACUCGGAUUCAUGUCUAUACCCAUGACUGUGGGCCCACCCAUUGCAGGGUUACUCCGUGACAAGCUGGGCUCCUAUGAUGUGGCAUUCUACCUCGCUGGAAUCCCUCCCCUUAUUGGAGGUGCUGUCCUUUGUUUUAUCCCAUGGAUCCAUAGUAAGAAGCAAAGAGAGAUCAAUAAAACCACUGGAGGAGAAAAGAUGGAGAAAAUGUUGGAGAACCAGAACUCUCUGUUGUCAAGCUCAUCUGGAAUCUUUAAGAAGGAAUCUGACUCUGUUAUUUAAUGUCUUACAUACCUCCACCAGACUGGACUUGCUUUUAGAAGUUUAAGCAAGUUUUCCUUUUAUAUGAAUUGCAAAUUUCUUAUUUUUUUAAUCGCAUCCUAGGAAUAGCACAAUAAUCGGGAAAUAGAACCCUUAUUACUACAAGAACCAUUUUCUGCCACUGAAUAGCUGUCUAAUAUUUCCAUGAGUCUGAGACCGGAGACUCAGACUCAAUUUCAUGUACAAGAAAACCUGUCUGAAAGUCAAAUAUUAUGAGAGUAUGAAGCUAUCUCAGUAAAAAGUAACUUCAGAAGCUGUGAACGCUAUUUAGCUUAUACAAAUAUUUAAAAAUACCUCAAAGCUAUAUUGAAAGGGUUGCAGUUUGGUUAGGACUGGAAAUAUUGUUUGUCGUCUCACAUGGUGUUUUUAGUUUUGGUAUCUCUGUUUUAAUUUCUUCUGCUAUUUGGAAACAAAAUUUAAGCCUGGAUUCUAGAUAAUACCAGAUCUACUCAAAUCUCAAGUCUAUGUUAAAAUUGCUCGCCUGCUCUUAAAUAAGCUCUGAAAGUAAGUUAUUCUGACUUGCUCCAGUGUCAAGGGACCUUCUUGGAGCAGGUACUGACAAGGUGUUCAGAAUCAAUGUGUGAGAUGAACAGGAUCCUGUUCAUAAGGGCAGAACAGUUCAGAAAUCAGACAUUUCUUCCAUUUACAUUUUUCCCCUUUGGAUUUGCAGUGUGUUUUACUCAAGUAGCCAGAAACACCCCAGAUUUCUGAAUUUGUUUAAAUUGUAACAAUAAAGUAAAAUAGAAGAAUUGAAAGAUAUUCUGGCAUUUUAACUUAGAAUUUUUCUGACUUCUGAUUUGUUGCACU
Eubalaena glacialis (North Atlantic right whale) is the source of this 2576-nucleotide messenger RNA. RefSeq names its product solute carrier family 16 member 10 (gene SLC16A10). Gene Ontology annotation, molecular function: monocarboxylic acid transmembrane transporter activity. NCBI's taxonomy places the organism in Eukaryota, Metazoa, Chordata, Mammalia, Artiodactyla, Balaenidae. The transcript is spliced from 6 exons. The record is from RefSeq and is a predicted model, not a curated record. Gene Ontology annotation, biological process: transmembrane transport. Bases 171 to 1730 code for a protein of 519 amino acids.